GGGGAGAAAGAGAGACGGAGAGAGAGAGAGAGAGACGCACAGAUGUGCACGGAGGCCACAGACACUGACAUUUGGAAUUCCUUCAGGGUAAAAGGACACCGGAAUGGGAGCUUAGAAGUGUGCUGCUAAGAUUUCCGGCUGCACGGAAUUAUUAAGUUUUUCUUAAAAAAACAAAAAAAGAAAGAAAGAAAGAAAAAGAAAAGAACCCCCUCCGCAGCGAGCCACUUAGGUGCUCCUUUCACGCCAGAGUCCCCUGUUAAGGUGGCAGCCCUUGAUAACUAAUCUCGGGCACCCAGCCGCUUCUGUAAGCUUAAGGAGACGACGAGGAGAGGCGGGGGAAGUGCGUCACCAGCGGACGGAAUAGACCUCAGCAGCGGCGUGGUGAGGACUUAGCUGGGACCUGGAAUCGUAUCCUCCUGUGUUUUUUCAGACUCCUUGGAAAUUAAGGAAUGCAAUUCUGCCACCAUGAUGGAAGGAUUGAAAAAACGUACAAGGAAGGCCUUUGGAAUACGGAAGAAAGAAAAGGACACUGAUUCUACAGGUUCACCAGAUAGAGAUGGAAUUCAGCCCAGCCCACACGAACCACCCUACAAUAGCAAAGCAGAGUGUGCGCGUGAAGGAGGAAAAAAAGUUUCGAAGAAAAGCAAUGGGGCACCAAAUGGAUUUUAUGCGGAAAUUGAUUGGGAAAGAUAUAACUCACCUGAGCUGGAUGAAGAAGGCUACAGCAUCAGACCCGAGGAACCCGGCUCUACCAAAGGAAAGCACUUUUAUUCUUCGAGUGAAUCGGAAGAAGAAGAAGAAUCACAUAAGAAAUUUAAUAUCAAGAUUAAACCAUUGCAAUCUAAAGACAUUCUUAAGAAUGCUGCAACUGUAGAUGAAUUGAAGGCAUCAAUAGGCAACAUCGCACUUUCUCCAUCACCAGUGGGUGCAAUUAAAAGGAACUUAUCCAGUGAAGAAGUGGCAAGACCCAGGCGUUCCACACCAACUCCAGAACUUAUAAGCAAAAAGCCUCCAGAUGACACUACGGCCCUUGCUCCCCUCUUUGGCCCACCACUAGAAUCAGCUUUUGAUGAACAGAAGACAGAAGUUCUUUUAGAUCAGCCUGAGAUAUGGGGUUCAGGCCAACCAAUUAAUCCAAGCAUGGAGUCGCCAAAGUUAACAAGGCCUUUUCCCACUGGAACACCUCCACCACUGCCUCCAAAAAAUGUACCAGCUACCCCACCCCGAACAGGAUCCCCCUUAACAAUUGGACCAGGAAAUGACCAGUCAGCCACAGAGGUCAAAAUUGAAAAACUACCAUCCAUCAAUGACUUGGACAGCAUUUUUGGGCCAGUAUUGUCCCCCAAGUCUGUUGCUGUUAAUGCUGAAGAAAAGUGGGUCCAUUUUUCUGAUACAUCCCCGGAACAUGUUACUCCGGAGUUGACUCCAAGGGAAAAAGUGGUGUCCCCACCAGCUACACCAGACAACCCAGCUGACUCCCCAGCUCCAGGCCCUCUCGGCCCCCCAGGUCCCACAGGCCCCCCAGGGCCUCCUGGGCCUCCUCGCAAUGUACCAUCGCCGCUCAAUUUAGAAGAAGUCCAGAAGAAAGUCGCUGAGCAGACCUUCAUUAAAGAUGAUUACUUAGAAACAAUCUCAUCUCCUAAAGAUUUUGGGUUGGGACAAAGAGCAACUCCACCUCCCCCACCACCACCCACCUACAGGACUGUGGUUUCGUCCCCCGGACCCGGCUCGGGCCCUGGUCCGGGGACCACCAGUGGUGCAUCAUCCCCUGCUCGACCAGCCACUCCUUUGGUUCCUUGCAGAAGUACCACUCCACCUCCACCUCCUCCCCGGCCUCCAUCCCGGCCAAAGCUUCCUCCAGGAAAACCUGGAGUUGGAGAUGUGUCCAGACCUUUUAGCCCUCCCAUUCAUUCUUCCAGCCCUCCUCCAAUAGCACCCUUAGCGCGGGCUGAAAGCACUUCUUCAAUAUCGUCAACCAAUUCCUUGAGCGCAGCCACCACUCCCACAGUUGUGUCAGAAGAUGAUGUUUUUUAUGACAAACUGCCCUCGUUUGAAAGGCGCUGUGAAACGCCUGCAGGUUCUUCCAGGGGACCCAGCCCCCUAACCAUGGGAGCUCAGGACACUCUCCCUGUUGCAGCAGCAUUUACAGAAACAGUCAAUGCCUAUUUCAAAGGAGCAGACCCAAGCAAAUGUAUCGUUAAGAUUACCGGAGAAAUGGUGUUGUCAUUUCCUGCUGGCAUCACCAGACACUUUGCCAACAACCCGUCCCCAGCUGCUCUGACUUUUCGGGUGAUAAAUUUCAGCAGGUUAGAACACGUCCUACCAAACCCCCAACUUCUCUGCUGUGAUAAUACACAAAAUGAUGCCAAUACCAAGGAAUUCUGGGUAAACAUGCCAAAUUUGAUGACUCACCUAAAGAAAGUGUCUGAACAAAAACCCCAGGCUACAUAUUAUAACGUUGACAUGCUCAAAUAUCAGGUGUCUGCCCAGGGCAUUCAGUCCACACCUCUGAACCUGGCAGUGAAUUGGCGAUGUGAGCCUUCAAGCACUGACCUGCGCAUAGAUUACAAAUAUAAUACAGAUGCAAUGACGACUGCUGUGGCCCUCAACAAUGUGCAGUUCCUGGUCCCCAUCGACGGAGGAGUCACCAAGCUCCAGGCAGUGCUCCCACCAGCAGUCUGGAAUGCUGAACAACAGAGAAUAUUGUGGAAGAUUCCUGAUAUCUCUCAGAAGUCAGAAAAUGGAGGGGUGGGUUCUUUGUUGGCAAGAUUUCAGUUAUCUGAAGGCCCAAGCAAACCUUCUCCAUUGGUUGUGCAGUUCACAAGUGAGGGAAGCACCCUUUCUGGCUGUGACAUUGAACUUGUUGGAGCAGGGUAUCGAUUUUCACUCAUCAAGAAAAGGUUUGCUGCAGGAAAAUACUUGGCAGAUAACUAAUGAAAUCUUAUGCAAGGAUUUGGAGGAUUCAUAUAAUGGAGAACUGAUGUAUGAGAAACAGGUUUUAAUUUUGGUUUGAUGAAAACAAACCAAUAUCUGCACUUGGGAUAUAUCAGGUGGAAAGUCAGUGGCUUUCAUCUGUGAUUUCCCUCACACACUACCAUGAUGACCAGUCCUACAGUAUUUACUUCUAGGUGUAAUAUUGUUAAUGGUUUUAAAAUGUAAUUAUUGUAUUUGUAAAUUGUACUCUCAUUCCAGUAAGGCAGUUAGACACUUGAGUUUUAGCAUUUUACCAUUCCUGAAAUGGAUGUAAUUUAAACUGUGGUAUGUAAAUUUAAUAGUAGUAUUGUUGAAUGGCACAAUGCUUACAGAGGUAGAUUGCAUUUUGUCAAUAUAUAAAAUUUAAAUAUAAUAUGGAUAGCUGUCAUAAAGGGGGUGCCACAUAUUAAAGAAACUUAAGUGGAACCAGAAGAAAAAGAAACAAACUUACUUUUCUUCAAUGCUUAGUAUGUUUUACUCUAGUGCUAAAUAAAAAUUCUAUCUUCAAAUGUUUAGUGGGUUAAAUUGAGAAACUAUUUCAGAAAAAAAUUCUAAGGUUACAGCAUAUUCAAAGAAAAGCAUUAGUUACCACUUUUUAAAAAGCUUUUUUUUCAAACUGCAAAUUUCAUAAAAAUGCAAACUGUGUAAACAGGGCCUCUUAUUUUUAUAACUUGUGUAAAAAGGGAAAGCAAUUCAUAUUUAAAGUUUAAGUAUAUUAAAUUAUAAUCAAGAGUAAAGAAGAUGUUGAAGUCUUAACUACUUGCCCCUCUCUACAGUUUCGCAAAUGUGGGGAUUGCUGAAUAAUCAGUCAGACUAAAACCAAAAUUGUGAUUUUAAGAUUUCAAGACUUUCCAUAGUUGAACUGGUUAAGAAUUUUUGCUUAAUUACUCUGAAUAGAUGAUCUUACUCAUCCAGUAUGGGGGAAUGAUACCUCGCGUCUUCCUCUUUACCCACAGGAAUCAAAACGCUGAGACUGAGAAUUUUAGGGAAAAAAAAAGUCCCCUGUUUAGAUCCAGAAGGAGAGUUUUAAUCAUUGUUUAUAUCAUUUGAGAAUGAAAAAAUAAGCUUUAUAAAUGAAAUUCUAUUCACAUUAUUGUGUAAUAAAUUUCCUUUCGGAUGAUUAGGAUUCAUUGUAUAAAACUGUAAAUCUUUGCCAUUCUUGGAGAAGCAAAAGGAGAGUUAUCAAAAAUGUAUGUCAUUUCAUCGUUGCAAGGUAUAAUAAAAACUGUAAUUAUUCAAUCUGGCCCUGCCAUAUGAACAUUUAGAAAGACAAACUUCUUCGGGAGUCUCAGUUGUAAAACCUUCCCUCAUUAAGAUCUGAAAAUGUUAGUCUUCCUUUAAGUCAUAGAACUUAUUUAAACAUAAACCAAUUUCUAUUACAGGUUAUGCUAUUAAAUAGCUGUAAUUAUUAAGUGAUUAUUUUUAUAAUUAGUUGUUAAAUUUCAUUUUACACCCACUCAAAUUUAACAAAGAAUCUUUAGCCCCUUUAAAUUUUAGAAUUAAAUUAAAUUUUUAAAGUCUUACUUCUAAAAUGAGAUUGUGACUGGCAAUUGUUUACAGUGAAACUUUUUAAAUUAAUCUUUAUACUCCUCUAUCAGUGCUUGCUACCAAGGGAAUGUCCAAAAUGAUUUGUUUUACUAUGGGAAAAUUCUUACUAUUUAACAAACUCUCAGUUGGCCCCCUACAGCAGUCUGGUGUUGAAGUUUCUUUGAACGAACUAAUUAAUAUACUCAUUUUAUGUAAAGGUAUCCAAUUUGAUUUUGAAACCAAAAUAGAAAAUGCAAAACUCUAAAUUCCAUGAAACAUGGAAUUUAUGACACCAAAAUCAAUGGAGAGUAAGCAGCAGCAAACUGAGAAUUAUCCAGCAUAUGAAUAUAACAAUGUGUUUUUAAGUAAUCAAUUCAUUUAAAAAAUUGAAUAUUAAUACAAAGCAUAUUAAAAACGUGUAACUAUUACUGGUUCUCAUGUCUUUGUAUUUAUAUUUUAUUUUGUUUUAUUUUGUAUAGAUCUAGAAUGAAUUAGUAAUUAAACACAAGGGUUUUUUCCCAAAAAAUAAUUUUACUGAUUUUUAAAAAUUUAAUUAAAAACAUAGAUUACAGUAAUCUCUAACAUUAUUCAAAUCUUUCUAGGGACUAAAUUAGAAACUAUGAAGAAAUCCUAUAAUCUCUUAACUGGUCUUUAUGGAACAGAAUGGGAGUCAACAAUUUCAAAAUGAUUGAACUGUGAAUAACCAGAACCUCAAUAGAAAAUGUAUCCCUUCACCUUUCAGAAAAGAGAUCAAAUAAUAACACAAUAAGCUGGUAUCAGGGAUUUGCAUUUUGACAUUUUGUUGCUUCUUUUUAAUUUUGUAGAUUAUAAUCUCCUGUUACAUCUAUAUCCACAGUACUGUAGAAUAAGAAUUCAUGUCCUGAAAAUGGUCCCAGGCAAUGAAAGAGUCUCAGUUAUCAAAGACAUUAAGUCAGAUUCAUUUAUUCAUUUUAUUCCUAAGUCAGAAUAAAAUGAACUAGUAGGUAUUAAAACUAUUUUCAGUACUAGGGGUUAAAACAAAAAGAAAUUGUUCUAGUUAACCAGAACACCAUUUCCUGAACGUUAUGAUCUUUAAAAGGUUCUGCUUUAGCAAGAUAAAAAGUAUAAAUGAUGCUACUUUAUUUUGGCAACAUGGAAAUUUUGUUUUUCUUUUCCAAUAAAAUCCAUAUUUUCGUGAAAUUUUUAAAAAUAAAUUUUUAUCAAGAAUUAGUCUGAAUUUUAUCAUAAUUGAAAUUUAUAAUUACUAAGAAUUAAAUUUUUAAUCACUUUUAAAGCUGUGUUCUUCUCUACACCCACAGCCAAAAUGGAAAUUCACUGUAUGGUAUUUGGGAAUAUAUUUCACCUGUAAAAGAAAGAAUGUCCACAAUUCAAAUGGUUUUGAGUUAAUAGAUAAGAAUCCCUCAGUCAAACUACAGAAUUUUUUUUGUUUUAUAUAUUCUUAGUCAGCAAAGUGUUUGAGCUAUAAUUACAAAUAUUUCCAUUUCUAAAUCUUCUUUUAGAAAAGCAGAUAACUAUCAUACCUUGGCUCUGCCACUGACUCCUGCCAUAUGAUAUUGGACAAGUCACUGCCCUUUUCAGUUUCUCAUCUUUAGAAUGGGGAGUUGAGAUUGCCAGUGGUUUUCAAGCUUUUCUUAACAGCAGGGCUUUUUUUCUAAUAAAAUUGCACAUGGAAUCCUGGUAGGCAAAACAGCUCAAAGCAAUGCAGGAGUUUCUCCAACAGUUUAAAUCGGGGCUCCCCAGAGCAUGGUUUAAAUACCAUAACAGUACACAAUGAUCUAUCAUGUGUCUUCCAACUCUGAAGUUCCACAGUUGUAAUUUACUCAGAUAAACCACCUUUUGAGGCUUUAUAAGCAAACUUGUAAAAUCACAGUAGUUGAAUGAUAUACAAUAAAAAUUGACAGAGUGUUUACCACGUACCAGUCACUAGAGAUAUUAGCUCAUUUAAUCCUCUUAUCCAUCAAAAAAUUGUAAGUACUCUUUUUAAUUCCUGUUUUACAAGUGAUGACACUGAGGCUUAAAUAGAAUAAUCUCCCCAAAAUGACACGGCAGCUGAAAGUAACCCAGCUAUUCUGACUGCAAAGGAAACGCCUUAAUUGCUUUGUCCAUCCUGAACAAAACAAUCUGUUUUAUGUCACUAUACAUACUCCAUUUGAAUGCCAAGGUAGAAGGCACCAUGAAAAACCAUUACCAAAAUAAGGAUAAUUCCAAUAACAAAACUGUCAAAAAAGAAUCACUGCUUCUCAAAAUAUGAUUUGUAUCAUCACUUAUUAAUGUUUUGUAUCAUCACUUAUUAAUGGUUUUGGCUUGGUCACCACUAUGCCUGGAAGAUAGUAGGCACUGAUAAACAUCGUUAAACACCGUAACAACACAAAAUGAUCUACCACAUGUCAAUGUCUUCCAUCUCUGAAAUUCCAUGAUUCGACUUUACUCAGAUAUACCACCUUUUGUGGCAUUAUAAGGAAACAUGUAUAAUCAAGUUCAUACAAGCUAUACACAGUAUGCAUCGAUAAAUUUGUAUUGACGGCAUAAAAUUCUAGGGAUGAGAUUUGGGAAUAUACAUUUUGAUAAGUGCCCCAAAUUUGAGAAUCAUUGCUCUAGUAGAUCUCUAAGGUCCUUCUUAGUUCUGACAUUAUAUCAGAUUUUAAGCAUUAAAUUCUAAGAUGAAAACCAUUUUUCUAGUCAGUUUAUUUUUCAUUCAGUCCACUUAAUUUCCUCCAAUCUUAAAAAAUUUUUUUCCCUAGGAAAAUCCCUAUCUUUUUCUUAAAGUUACUCUGUUAUACUAUCUCAGUCUCAAAGUAGCCUGAAAUGCAUUUUCUCAUUUUCAUAUUUCUGUCCUUUUCUCCAGUGUCUUAAAAGACUUGAAGUAGAAGGGAAGUUGCAAGCUGUUAUUUAUUCAAAUACAAAAUCCUAAUCAAUGUUUCCUUCUUUGCAAGGGACAUUCAGAUCUCUAACUUGUGAGUUGAACCUAUUUAUUUUGUAAGUUUUUGACUUUACAAACAUGUGGUAGCCUCAUUCUAAAAGAGUUGCACGAAUAUUUUUUCUCAAAAUAACCACAGGCUGUAAAUUAAAUUGAACAAUACAGUAAAAUAUGCAGAUACAUACUAAACAGAUGAGUGUGUGUGUAUGUGUCUGUGUUUAAGCUUUUCCUUUUCCAAAAGAUUAUACAUUUGAGCAAAAUCCCACCCAGUCUAAAUGUACUCAUUUUGCCACCUGGUUUUCUGAUCAGCAAUUUUUUUAAAAAAUGGAAGCGUUACAUUAUAUUUAAUAAUAUCAAAACAAGAGUGAUCUCUAAAUAUAGCUUUGAAAGUUAAUAUAAUAUGAUGUGUCCAUGCAAUGAGUCAAAUCAGAUUGUUGAUAUAAAUGAACAAAUCAAUCCAAGUUACAUUGAUUAAAGGGACUAUUCGGAUGACCAGCCUCACCAUCUUUUACUUUGUGCACUUUCCUCUUAAGGUUUUAUUGUAUUUUCCCUGCUCCUUUAGGCUUUUUUUUUCAUGUGGAAAACAGUAUCUAAAUGCCAUUCUCUCACUUAUGAAUUAAAUAUGGCUACCAUUAAUGUUCCUUUUUGUCGGUGGAGUGUAUGGAAGGAAAAUGAGAUAGGAGUACAUUGCUUAAGUCUCUAAAUAUUAAAAACAACAACAAAACACUUGCCUUUCUCUUGUGUCAUUGCUUCAAUGUUCUGUCAUCUUCUGCAAGCUAGAGUUGCACUGCUGACAUCUAAUUAAGAUCUAAGUAUCUUUCAUGAAGGAAUGUCAAAUGUAAAGUCUGUUGAGUUGACCAUGGUGAACCUCUUGAUUGGCGCUCACGUUUAAUAUCUGAUUUCUCUCCUAAAUGGGUAUGUCUAUGAGGAAAAGACACCUAUUUGUUGACAUUGACCAUGGGUAUAAUAAUUUAUUCUCUAGGUUUAACUUCUAAAAUUAUUUUUCCUUUGAUUUCUAACUGCCUCCUUCUAUCCCUAGAGUAAUACCUUGCCUACCUUAAAUACAUCUUUAUCCUUGUAAAAAAUGUUUUGGCAAAAAGCAAAUAUAUUUUUAAAUGUCCUGUAAUGUUUUAAAGAAAAGAAGUAAAGUGUAUUUGGGCUAUGCUCACCAAUAUUCCAGUAUUUUACAAAUUGUGUUCUGCAAGAUGUUCGUUGUAGUCUGAGAACAAAUGGUACUAUACUAUAAUUCUCUCUCCUUGGACAUUGACAAUAAAUGUUAGUGUUUUAAUGAAGCUUAAGAAAGUUAUUGAAUCAGGUAAAAAAAAAUUUUUUCUAAGCACACCUUGAGAAACCUUUGGAAAAGUUUUCUUUUAACACUAGUUUAUAUAUCCUUCAAUAAUUGUAAAUAAAAUAACCAGGAAUGCUUUGAAAAAAAUGCUUCUGGAAUUUUGUUUUAAUUUUAAGAGAAUUCCUGUCAUUUCAAAUGAAUUGUUAUCUAUUUUAAAUUUCAUUAGUAUCUCUUAGUGAAUUUAACUUUAUCAUCUAAAAUAUUCAAAACAAAACAAUAAAAUUAUUUUAAUUGUU
Molecule: messenger RNA, 9001 nt
Organism: Gorilla gorilla gorilla (western lowland gorilla)
Lineage: Eukaryota; Metazoa; Chordata; Mammalia; Primates; Hominidae
Gene: SGIP1
Product: SH3GL interacting endocytic adaptor 1
Exons: 24
Coding region: 466-2934 (822 amino acids)
Biological process (GO): clathrin coat assembly; synaptic vesicle endocytosis; clathrin-dependent endocytosis
Cellular component (GO): cytoplasm; plasma membrane; clathrin-coated pit
Source: RefSeq, a predicted model, not a curated record